Molecule: messenger RNA, 1605 nt
Organism: Anolis sagrei ordinatus
Lineage: Eukaryota; Metazoa; Chordata; Lepidosauria; Squamata; Anolidae
Source: RefSeq, a predicted model, not a curated record
GGAAAAGGAAACCGUUUGAGAGAAGAGGAUGAGAAGUGAGAUACAUCCUGAACAAACCGUGUGAAGACAAUCUUGUGACAGCUUUGUCGCAGGGAGGCCCAAAGUCCAACAUAAAUGGGAAAAGCAAGGUUGUGACGUAAAAAGAGAGGUUUAGAAAAGGAACUAGAGAGGCUACAGAAAACCUGAGACUGAAAAGAAUUCCUGUUCUGUUGAAAGAAUUUAUUUUGUGAAAUUCCGGCAUUGCAUGGGAAUCAUAAAUUACAAACAAUGGAAUAUCCUCUACAUUCCCAUCCCAGCGCCCAUAAAGGGAAGAAGCCAUAUGAAUGUGUGCAAUGUGGAAAGAGCUUCAGUCAGAGUGAAGGUCUGCAUUGCCAUCAAAGGACCUAUACAGGGGAGAAGCCAUACAAAUGCAUGGAAUGUGGAAAGAGCUUCAGUUGGAGUAAAGAUCUUCGUUGCCAUCAAAGGACCCAUACAGGGGAGAAACCUUAUGAAUGCAUGGAAUGUGGAAAGAGCUUCAAUUGGAGUAAAGAUCUGCGUUCCCAUCAAAGGACCCAUACAGGGGAGAAACCUUAUGAAUGCAUGGAAUGUGGAAAGAGCUUCAGUUGGAGUAAAAAUCUGCGUUGCCAUCAAAGGACCUAUACAGGGGAGAAGCCAUAUAAAUGUAUGGAAUGUGGAAAGAGCUUCAGUUGGAGUAAAAAUCUGCGUUGCCAUCAAAGGACCCAUACAGGGGAGAAACCUUAUGAAUGCAUGGAAUGUGGAAAGAGCUUCAAUUGGAGUAAAGAUCUGUGUUCCCAUCAAAGGACCCAUACAGGGGAGAAACCUUAUGAAUGCAUGGAAUGUGGAAAGAGCUUCAGUUGGAGUAAAAAUCUGCGUUGCCAUCAAAGGACCUAUACAGGGGAGAAACCUUAUGAAUGCAUGGAAUGUGGAAAGAGCUUCAAUUGGAGUAAAGAUCUGCGUUCCCAUCAAAGGACCCAUACAGGGGAGAAACCUUAUGAAUGCAUGGAAUGUGGGAAAAGUUUCAGUAGAAGUGCACAUCUGCAUUGCCAUCAAAGGAUCCAUACGGGGGAGAAGCCAUAUAAGUGCAUGGAAUGUGGAAAGACCUUCUCUGAGAGUGGAACGUUGCAUACCCAUCAAAGGGCCCACACAGGGGAGAAACCAUAUGAAUGCAUGGAAUGUGGAAAGAGCUUCUCUCAGAGUGGAGUGCUGCAAGCCCAUGAAAGGAUCCACAAUGAGAAGCCAUAUAAAUGCAUGGAAUGUGGAAAGAGCUUCAGUAGAAGUGCACAUCUGCAUCGCCAUGAAAGGACUCACACAGGGGAGAAGCCAUAUAAAUGCAUGGAAUGUGGAAAGAGCUUCUCUCAGAGUGUACAUCUGCUUUGCCAUGAAAGGACCCACACAGGGGUGAAGCCAUAUAAAUGCAUGGAAUGCGGAAAGAGCUUUAGUCAGAGUGCAGCUCUGUUCUCCCAUCAAAGGACCCACACUGGGGAGAAGCCAUUUGGAUGCAUGGAAUGUGGAAAGAGCUUCUCUCAGAGGGUACAUCUGCAUUGCCAUGAAAGGACCCACAGGGGAGAAGCCAUAUAAAUGCAUGGAAUGUGGAAAGAGCUUCUC